AAGCUAUCAGAAAUAAUGUUCUUCUUGUACCUGCUGAUAAUGGAUGUUUCUGCCUUCACCAUUCAGCCUGAGGGACACAUGGUGGUUCCAGAAAACUGCCAAUUCCGUGGCAAGCAUUUUAAAACCAGCUUCAAGGUAGAAGGGGAGCCUGUGGUCCUGAGGUGCCCCCAGGUGUGGUAUUGGUUGGGGGCUUCUGCCAUCCCCCACGUCAACCUGACAUGGCGUAAAAAUGAUUCUGUGAAGGUGGUCCCAGGGAAAGAAGAGACACGAGUUUGGGUCCAGGAUGGUGCUCUCUGGAUUUUGCCAGCCAUGCAGGAGGACUCUGGCACCUAUAUCUGUACUGUCAGAAACAUCUCUUACUGUGAUGAAAUGUCCAUUGAGCUCAGGGUUUUUGGGAAGACAGAAGCUUCCCUGCCUGUCCUCUCAUACCCGCAAAUUCUAACUUUCUCAACAUCUGGGUCAUUAGUUUGUCCUGAACUGAGUGAAUUCACCCACAACAAAACUGACAUGAAGAUUCACUGGUACAAGGAUUCUGUCCUUUUGGAUCCAGACAACAAGAAGUUUUUGAGUGUGAAGGGAAUGACUCGCUUACUCAUACACAAUGUGUCUGUGGAGGAUGCGGGCUAUUACAGCUGUGUCAUGAUAUUUGCCCACCAGGGCAUGCGAUACAACAUCACUAGGAACAUCAAACUACGUAUCAACAAAAAAGAAGAGGAGACAAUUCCUGUGAUUAUCUCCCCCCACCAGACCAUACUGACUUCUUUGGGGUCAAGACUGACAAUUCCAUGUAAGGUGUUUCUGGGGGCUGGCACACACUCGACCACCAUGCUGUGGUGGAUGGCAAACAACACCAGCAUAGACAAUGCCUACCAGGAUGGCCGUGUCACCGAGGGGCAGCGUCUGGAGUACUCAGAAAAUAACAAGAACUACAUUGAAGUGUUAUUGAUUUUUGAUCCAGUUAUAAGAGAGGAUUUGACCACAGAUUUUAAGUGUGUUGUUCAUAAUACACUGAGUUUUCAGAUGCUACAUACCGCAGUCAAAGAAGUUGCCACGUUCUCCUGGGGGAUUGCGCUGAUCCCCCUUUCACUGGUCUUCUUCGUUUUGGGGGGAAUGUGGAUGCACAGAUGGUAUAAACAUAGAACUGGAAAAGCAUGUGGUCUGACUACAUUAAAGACUGACCAUCAAGAUUUUCAAUCCUAUCCAAGUAAAAUAAAGGAAAUAAAAUAA
Molecule: messenger RNA, 1227 nt
Organism: Pteronotus mesoamericanus
Lineage: Eukaryota; Metazoa; Chordata; Mammalia; Chiroptera; Mormoopidae
Gene: IL1R2
Product: interleukin 1 receptor type 2
Exons: 8
Coding region: 16-1227 (403 amino acids)
Molecular function (GO): interleukin-1 binding; interleukin-1, type II, blocking receptor activity
Source: RefSeq, a predicted model, not a curated record